GAUACCAUACAUAUGUAUAAUAUUAAGAAAAAAAGUUUGUACUAAAGUUGGUAGAGCUUAUUUUAAGGCCAACUUUUCAAAUCCAAAACUUAGUUGAGCUCUUGUGGAACCAACAAAAGGAGUGAAAAUAAGGCACUUAAGUUGCAGGAGAAAAACUCAUUGAUUUGAGAUGAUCAGAUGCUUUUGCUGUGGAAAAAGAAUGUCAUGUGAUGGUUGUGGUUCUGGAAUCGUAGACUAUAGUAGAUGAAAGAAGCAAGAUGAGACGGAGAUGAAGGAAUCCGUUUUCAUGAGGGUAUUGUUCUGCAAGAUCCGGUGUCCGUUGAUGUGCUUCUGCAAGCCCUCAGGUACUCAUGUUUAUACUUCGAAGGCGUUGAAGCUGGAAAGCGCUCCACACAUCGUUCCUCCAGCAGUAAAUGCUAAGCCAUUGGAUGAGGGUGUCAAAGAAGAAGAACGUGCUGAUGUGGAGCAUGGAGAUGGCACUGUGACGAAAAGCUGCGUGCGGAAGGUCUUUCCUCGCCCCAGCUCCACCAGAGAGAUUAGGAAGAAAAAAGUGCAGUGGAUGGACCAGUUGGGGAAGGAACUUGCUGAGAUCAGGGAAUUUGAAUCUAGUGACUCUGGAGAUACUGAUAAUGAAGAAGAAAGCAGCCGUUGUCUCUGUGUCAUUCUAUGAGACUGCUUGCUGAGAGGGUGGUUCAGAAGCAGAGGUGAUCCAGAAGAUCAUUUUGGCUACAUUUUCACCUCAGUCGUCUGCUAAUUUCUGCUUCUAAUCCAACCAAGAAUUCUACCUUUCUGCUCUCAACAUUGUGUAAGUAAUCAUCCAUCAUCAAUCCUUUGUAACAAAGAUUCAAACUCAGACCAAUUUUAUUACUUUGAUGCUUGUAUGCAAUUUGCAUCAUUGUAAGUAAGCAUCCAUCAUCAAUUCUUUUACAAAGAUGAAACAAUUCAAACUCAAACAAUUUGAUCAUUGUUACAUUCAGUUUUAA
Molecule: messenger RNA, 983 nt
Organism: Salvia hispanica
Lineage: Eukaryota; Viridiplantae; Streptophyta; Magnoliopsida; Lamiales; Lamiaceae
Source: RefSeq, a predicted model, not a curated record